CAGCAAACUAUACUUAAUUUUACCAUAAUACCCUUAGCUUCUUCCUCCUAGAAUCUUCACAAUUUCAUUCUCCAUUAAUCACUCCUAGAAUCCCUAGGGUUUGCUUUUACCUUCUUCCGACAAUCAGACUCACGAAAGGAACAACAAUCGGAGAAGAGAUCACAAAGGGGAAGAUGAGUUACGAAUGUAACGGAGAUGGCGUCGCUGUAGCCACCGAUGACAACAACAACAACGAGGAUUUCAUAGCUCUGGAAAGCUCGCCUUUUAAGCCUCUUGGUGGCGAAGACGGCCACGAAGACUCUAAGUCUCGGGAUUCUCAUGAUAUUGAAAAGGAAUCCUCAAGAAGCAGGGAGAAAGACGGAGACAAUGAUCGACAUCGUGAGAAAGACCGUGAAAGGGAGAAGAGCAGAGAUAGAGAUAGGGAGAAGAGCAGAGAUAGAGAUAGAGAGAAGAGCAGAGAUAGAGAUAGGGAACGAGAUCGACAUCGUAGGGAUCGUCAUAGGGACCGUAGCAGGGAACGUGAGAGGGAUGACGUGGAUGAUGAUGAUCAUCGCAGAAGUCGAGACCGUGACAGGAGGAGGUCUCGCGAUCGUGAGAGAGAGGAGAGACACAGGCGCCGUUCACGCUCUCGUUCAAGGAGCCGCUCUGAACGUAGGUCAAGAUCAGAACAUAGGCACAAGUCUGAACAUAGAUCACGUUCACGCUCACGGUCACGGUCACGCUCAAAGAGCAAGAGGAAAAGUGGAUUUGAUAUGGCGCCCCCUUCUUCUGCAAUGUUAGCUGCUACUGCUGUUGCUGCAGCAGGUAUAUGCUUCGACAUCUACUCAACGUCAUUAUAUUUCUUAACUGCUUGUUGUUUUUGAUUUUACGUAGUUUGGAAAGAUCAUAAUCAAUUACACGGUGUGAAUUUGUAAGAAGGCUAUGUUGGGUUAGUUGCCCCACUGUGCUGACAAUGAGCCGACCUCUCUAGCUUUAAUUGUACAAAGGAGGAAUCAGUGCAACGGUUGUCAUGGGUCAGGUUCCUACUUUGCCAACUACUGCUACUAUUCCAGGGAUGUUCCCCAACAUAUUCUCAAUGGUCCCUGGUCAGCAACCGGGUGCGCUACCUGUAAUGCCAAUUCAGGCAAUGACUCAGCAGGCAACGAGGCAUGCUCGGCGAGUUUAUGUUGGUGGUCUUCCACCAACUGCAAAUGAACAGUCGGUGGCAACAUUCUUUAGCCAAGUGAUGUCAGCCAUUGGUGGAAACACUGCUGGGCCAGGUGAUGCCGUGGUCAAUGUUUAUAUAAACCAUGAGAAGAAGUUUGCUUUUGUAGAGAUGAGAUCUGUUGAGGAGGCUAGUAACGCAAUGGCAUUAGACGGCAUUAUAUUAGAGGGAGUUCCUGUGAAGGUGAGGAGGCCAACUGACUAUAACCCCUCACUUGCCGCAGCUCUCGGUCCGAGCCAGCCUAAUCCUAAUCUCAACUUGGCGGCUGUUGGAUUGUCUUCAGGGUCUACCGGUGGGCUUGAGGGUCCCGACCGCAUUUUUGUGGGCGGGCUUCCUUAUUACUUCACAGAGGAACAGAUCAGAGAGCUCUUGGAGUCUUUUGGGCCCCUAAGAGGUUUCAACUUGGUUAAAGACAGAGAAACUGGAAACUCGAAGGGAUACGCGUUUUGUGUCUACCAAGAUCCUUCAGUAACAGAUAUCGCAUGUGCGGCUCUAAACGGGAUUAAGAUGGGAGAUAAGACACUUACAGUUAGGCGUGCGAUUCAGGGUACGAUUCAACCUAAACCUGAGCAAGAAGAAAUAUUGCUUCACGCCCAGCAGCAGAUUGCUUUGCAGAGACUUAUGCUACAACCAGGAGGCACUCCCACCAAGAUUGUCUGUUUGACUCAAGUGGUUACAGCUGAUGAUCUUGGAGACGAUGAAGAAUAUGAAGACAUAAUGGAUGACAUGAGACAAGAAGGUGGAAAAUUCGGUAACUUGGUGAAUGUUGUGAUUCCGAGGCCUAAUCCGGAUCAUGAUCCAACACCAGGAGUUGGCAAGGUUUUCUUAGAGUAUGCUGAUGUGGAAGACUCAGCAAAGGCUAGAUCGGGGAUGAACGGAAGAAAGUUUGGAGGAAACCAAGUGGUUGCUGUGUAUUACCCCGAGAACAAGUAUGCACAAGGCGACUAUGAAGGCUGAUGUUUCUUUUACUUUUGGACCUCUUAGCAAUAAGGUUUGAAUCUUUUAGUUUGUCUCUACUAAAUAUGACUGUAGUAGUAUCAAACUAUCAAUCUAGUAGUAAUUGUCGAGGCACACUUUCAUUAAAACACUUAAGUUAUAAAUUUAUUAUUGUCCUUCCUUCUACCGGUUAGAAAUACCAAACAACAUCAGAUUAUGUACGAAA
This is a messenger RNA of Thlaspi arvense, 2366 nucleotides long. Lineage: Eukaryota; Viridiplantae; Streptophyta; Magnoliopsida; Brassicales; Brassicaceae. The record is from the annotation of a GenBank genome assembly.